GACUCCUUAAGCGCCUAUCCUUUUUCUUCCAAACCAACUCACUGUUCUCUUCCGACUCCGUUAAACCCUAUAACUCACCCCUCUUCACAUCAUCUUCUCCUCUCUUCUCUCUCAAAAAAAUUCUCCAACAAAGAGAGAAGACGAGAUAGGAGCUCCACAAUAUGAACCCCUCACUUCUCCUCACUACCAACCAACCUUCUGUAAACCCCACCACAACUACUUUCUUAUCUCCUUUUCUCAACCCUACUCCUCUCCGUUUUACCCGUAAAAUCUCCCAGAAACGCCACCAUUUUCGCUACAAUUACAGUUUAUCUACUGUCCGUUCAUCUGCUUCUUCUGUCCCUGACAAACCCCCUUCGUCGUCUAUUUCGGUCAAGCCAGAUGUCUUUGGAGGUAAGAAAGAGCUUUCUCCUAUUCAAUCCCUCGUGGAUGCCAUGUCACCGCCCAUCAGAAUAGCCAGCUCGGCUUUAGUAUUUGCUGGCGCUGCGGCUGCUGGGUACGGGCUUGGUGUUCGUUUUGGUGGGUCCCGCAAUGCUGGGGUGGGUGGUGCUAUUGCUCUUGGUGCUGCUGGUGCCGGCGCCGCUUAUGCAUUGAAUUCCUGUGUUCCUGAAGUCGCGGCUAUUAACUUGCAUAACUAUGUGGCUGAUUUUGAGGACCCUGCUGCCUUGAACAAGGAAGAUAUUGAUGCAAUUGCUAAUAAGUAUGGUGUCAGCAAACAGAAUGAGGCAUUCAAUGCGGAGCUACGUGAUAUAUAUUGCCGAUAUGUAUCUGCUGUCUUUCCUACUGGGACUGAAGAACUUAGAGGCGAUGAAGUUGAUACCAUAAUCAAAUUUAAAAAUGCUUUGGGAAUUGAUGAUCCAGAUGCAGCAGAUAUGCAUAUGGAGAUUGGCAGGCGAAUAUUCAGGCAACGACUUGAAACGGGAGAUCGUGAUGGAGAUAUAGAACAGCGUCGGGCAUUUCAGAAGUUGAUAUACGUCUCAACUCUCGUAUUUGGAGAAGCAUCUGCAUUCCUUUUACCUUGGAAACGUGUUUUCAAGGUUACUGAUUCCCAGGUUGAGGUUGCUGUCAGGGACAAUGCACAGCGAUUAUAUGCCUCCAAGCUUAAGUCUGUUGGCCGAGAUAUUGAUGUGAACCAGCUGGUCAGUUUGAGAGAAGCACAGCUUGCAUAUCGGCUGUCGGAUGAGCUUGCAGAAGAGAUGUUUAAAGAGCAUGCAAGAAAGCUUGUUGAGGAAUGCAUAUCACUUGCUCUUGGCAGUUUGAAAUCAAGAACAAGAGCAACCAGGGGAGCGACACGUGUGAUCGAGGAGCUUGAUAAGAUAUUGUCAUUUAAUAAUUUGCUAAUUUCACUGAAGAACCAUCGUGAUGCUAGUCGCUUUGCUCCGGGCAUUGGGCCAGUUUCCUUAGUAGGAGGGGAGUAUGAUGGUGAUAGAAAGAUGGAUGACCUAAAACUUCUCUACAGAGCAUAUAUUACAGAUUCUUUGUCAAGUGGUCGGAUGGAAGAAGACAAGCUUGCUGCUUUGAACCAAUUGAGAAAUAUAUUUGGUUUGGGGAGACGAGAAGCAGAGACAAUCACAUUGGAUGUCACUUCAAAAGUAUACCGUAAACGACUUGCUCAAGCUGUUACCAGUGGUGAUUUAGAAGCUGCUGAGAGCAAAGCAGCCUAUCUUCAAAUGCUGUGUGAAGAAUUAAGUUUUGAUCCGCAAAAGGCUCUUCAGAUUCAUGAAGAAAUCUAUAGGCAAAAGCUUCAGCAGCUUGUCGCUGAUGGAGAACUUAGUGAUGAGGACAUGAAGGCAUUGGAACGCCUGCAGGUCAUGCUUUGCGUUCCCAAGCAAACAGUUGAGGCGGCUCAUGCAGAUAUCUGUGGCAGUUUAUUUGAAAAGGUGGUUAAGGAAGCAAUUGCUGCUGGUGUAGAUGGUUAUGAUGCUGAAAUCAAAAAAUCUGUGAGAAAGGCAGCAUAUGGUUUACGGUUAACCAGGGAGGUUGCCAUGUCUAUUGCUAGUAAGGCAGUCAGAAAGAUUUUCAUCAGUUACAUUCAAAAGGCCCGAGGAUCUGGAAGCCGCACUGAACAAGCCAAAGAACUGAAAAAGAUGAUAGCCUUUAAUAGUUUGGUUGUGACUCAACUAGUUGCGGACAUCAAGGGUGAAUCGUCUGAUACACCACCAGAAGAGCCUCAAAAGGAGCAGGUUCAACAAACCGACGAGGAGGAUGGGGAGUGGGAGUCCUUGCAAUCACUAAGGAAAGUAAAACCCAGCAAGGACAAUUUGAGAAAGGAAAUCCAGACUGAGAUUUCUCUCAAGGAUGAUCUUCCGGAAAGAGACAGAACUGAUCUUUACAAGACAUACUUGCUCUUUUGUCUAACUGGGGAGGUUACUAGAAUUCCUUUUGGGGCCCAAAUCACCACAAAGAAGGAUGAUUCAGAAUAUGUUUUGUUAAGUCAACUUGGUAGCAUCCUUGGGUUGACUGAUAAGGAAAUUGUUGAAGUGCACCGAAGUCUAGCUGAGCAGGCUUUUAGGCAACAAGCUGAGGUGAUCUUAGCUGAUGGACAGCUAACCAAGGCCAGAAUGGAACAGCUUACUGAAUUGCAGAAGAAUGUUGGCUUGCCACCUCAGUAUGCCCAGAAUAUAAUAAAGAGCAUCACAACAACAAAACUGGCGGCAGCCCUUGAAACUGCUGUUGGUCAGGGAAGGCUGAGCAUUAAGGAGAUUAGAGAAUUGAAAGAAUCUUCAGUAGAUAUAAACACCAUGAUAUCUGAGAGUUUACGUCAGAAUCUUUUCAAAAAGACAGUGAAUGAUAUCUUCUCAUCUGGUACCGGAGAGUUUGACGAAGUAGAGGUAUAUGAGAAUAUCCCAAAAGAUCUUAUUAUUAAUGCUGAGAAGGCCAAAAAAGUUGUUCAUGAACUAGCUCGUAGCAGGUUAUUAAACUCGCUUAUUCAGGCUGUAUCCCUUCUGAGGCAGAAAAACCAUAAAGCAUUGGUUUCGUCUCUCAAUGAUUUGCUAGCUUGUGACAAGGCCGUUCCUUCGACCCCAUUAUCUUGGGAGGUGCCAGAAGAACUGUCUGAUCUUUUCAUUGUAUAUGCGAAGAGUGAUCCUGCACCGGAUAAGUUGUCCAGGUUACAGUAUCUGUUAGGUAUAAGUGAUUCAACAGCAGAAACUUUGAGAUCUAUGAAGGAUAGAGAACUACCAAAUGGGGUAGGGGAGGAAGAGUUUGUAUUUUGAUUUUUUUUUAUAGCUUCUGAUGAAUGUCUGAAUAUCAGGCGAGAGAGAGAGAGGGGGAUGGGUACUGGUAAUUUUUUUCAUUUAAUGUAAUUGAGGUAUCUUUGUGCUUUAAGAUGUGAGCAGAAAUGGUAGUAUCGUUUUUUUGGUAUUUAGUAACUGGUUGAGCACUGUUAUGCUUUUUGAGUUUCUUUGUUGCUUAGUUACAAAUUGGACUUUCUUCUCCUUUUAGAAGGGAAAGGAAUUAAAAUGUACCAAUGAAAAGAUAGAUUUAAUGCAA
Molecule: messenger RNA, 3492 nt
Organism: Nicotiana tabacum (common tobacco)
Lineage: Eukaryota; Viridiplantae; Streptophyta; Magnoliopsida; Solanales; Solanaceae
Product: protein TIC110, chloroplastic
Biological process (GO): protein import into chloroplast stroma
Cellular component (GO): TOC-TIC supercomplex I
Source: RefSeq, a predicted model, not a curated record